Trichoderma asperellum CBS 433.97 is the source of this 2100-nucleotide messenger RNA. RefSeq lists its product as uncharacterized. Lineage: Eukaryota; Fungi; Ascomycota; Sordariomycetes; Hypocreales; Hypocreaceae. The record is from RefSeq and is a predicted model, not a curated record. Gene Ontology annotation, molecular function: zinc ion binding; DNA-binding transcription factor activity, RNA polymerase II-specific. Gene Ontology annotation, biological process: regulation of DNA-templated transcription.
GUCCACUCUGGUACGCUUCAGUCGCGUAGCUUUUCAGCAAUGGUUGGUGUUGCAGGGCGUAGCAAAGCUUGCACUACAUGCAAAAUUCGUCAUGUACGAUGCGAUGCACGUCACCCAACCUGUCAACGCUGUGAAGCCGGUGCAUUUACGUGCCUAGGCUAUGAACGACCGAUGGUAUUUAUCGACCAGACGAACCAGAUUAGAGAAAUGGUGACGAAGCUACAAAGUAACGUUAUAGGGCUGCAGUUAAGUAUCUCUCAAACAUCUGAGCUUGAUAGAGUGCGACUACCACCUUCGGCAUCAAUUUAUCACUUCCACUUCCAAUCCCAUGCUAUUGGCUGUGGUGACUCAUUUAGGCGUCAAGCAUCCAUGUAUGACGAAAUACGAGCAUUUAUGGACAGAGUUUUAAUGAGACAAGACACUAAGUUUUCUUGUGGAUUGCAACACGAAGAUCCUGUGGCCCUGGCAGUGGCUCCAAUGCUUGGCACAACUGUUGAAUCGGUUGCACUCUAUAUGUACGGAAAAUAUACUCAAAACAUAACUAAAGUCUACCAAGCCUUUAAGUUACAUGGACAAACCUUGGAUCAGUUGAGAGCUGUGAUCUCUCGCCAUUACCAAACAAAUCACCAAUCAAUAACAGCUAGCGCGCCGCUAUUGGUCAUUAUCAUGAAUAUGGUGCUAUAUGAGUUUAUGGCCCCUACAACCAAGAGCGCUUGGAAAGAUCAUGUACGUGGUCUGGAAGCACUGAUCAACAAGUAUGGUCCUGCUAUGUUCCAUCAGGAGCCUAUGAGACGAGCUUUUGAACAGGCAAGAAUGCAUAUUGUCGUUGCCCAUCUAGACGAUGUACAACGGACGAUUUUAGAACAACCACUUUGGCAAGAGGUUCCAUGGCGUGAUCAAGCGGAACCUAAAUCGAUUAUAAAUUACUAUAUCGAUAUUCUUUGUUGCAUUCCGGGUCUGCUGGAAAACAAAAAUCGACUUUUCAAAGGCUUGUCUGUCGAGCCAAAAACCCUCCGAUCUUCAAUAUCACGACAAACCUUGCGGCUUUAUGUAAAGCUACUUCAAGUGCGAUGGCUGUGGGAGGUAUCCAACCCUUCUUGUUGCCAUGAGAUACCAGCAGGUAGAAAAAGUCCAGCUGCGUCGUUACUUGUUGAGGAAUCAUUAGAGCAACCCUUAUUCGAGUCGCUUCUGGUCUUUAACUCAUUGCAGAGAGCUAUUGAGACUAAUCUUUAUAACUGCUGUAUGCUAUUUCUUUGCGACAUAGCAACUCAACUGGAGACUUUGGGUGACUUAAAACGGUUGCCAAUGUCUCAGAUUUUUGAUUCGUCAUGCAGCUUCUCAAACCUUCAUGGAUUUUUCGACGGUGAGACUGAAAGCGCAAAAACAACAGAGCUCUAUACUGGCGUCACGCAAUCGCCAUAUGCACAUAAGACUAACCCGGCAUUGGCAUUUCCAAAUGAAUUAUCAACAUGGAACCUAGCGGCAUAUGAGAUAUGUCGAAGCAUUGAAUUUAUGAUGCAGCCGAAUCAUGGACCUGCAGGAGCUUAUUUUGCUAUAUUCCCUCUUCGAGUUGCUCAAAUAUCUAUCGACGCAUGGUCGAAAGCUGAGUCUAGACCUAAACUCAGUACUUUUUUACGAGGGCAAUUUACAGGUACCAUUAAUGCUCCAGGACCAAUACCAAAUAAACCGGAACAGAAGUUGGAUGCUACUUCUUCCUCAGCCUUCCGCCGUGCUCAAGGUUCUAACGACGACAAUUGUAGAAAAGAUGAUAAUAUUAAUGAAAAGAAUCAUUGUAUUCUAGUGUUACAAUGGGCACGAUGUGUUAUGAGAUGUAUAGCAGACGAAUAUGGAUUCAGCGUGACUCGCAACUUCAACUGAUGAGAAGUGCGCGGAGGUUGAGAAUACGGCUUUUCUGAUCUAAUUCCGGCGAUGCACAAUUUAAUUUUUACAAUCACUAUUAGAUGCAAAGAUCACUUUAUGUAUCGUUUCGUUAUACCAUUGCGUCAGCAGGGCAAAAUAUUGGGUUAAUAAUCGCAGUUGUAGCAAUUAUUGUCAUGGAACUGGCAGCUUAUAAGGGAUUUCACCGUUACAAGGGACCAG